Messenger RNA from Epithele typhae, 582 nucleotides. RefSeq lists its product as uncharacterized. Lineage: Eukaryota; Fungi; Basidiomycota; Agaricomycetes; Polyporales; Epitheliaceae. The record is from RefSeq and is a predicted model, not a curated record. The transcript is spliced from 2 exons. The annotation marks the transcript as partial.
AUGGCACAAACAGUCACGCUCGACGCAGCUGGCAUCAACGCUCUCAUCGGCGUCUUCCAGCAGUUCCAACAACCCCUACCGGCGGCGCUCCACGGGCAGCCGAGGGCGCAAACGGUUCGUGCCUCCGGUCCGAAGCUCCGCGAACCCACCACCUUCGACGGAAAGUUCGAGCACUACCGGGACUGGAAGCACGAGAUUACAAACUAUGUCGGAGGCUUGGGAGACCAUCAAGCGUUCUCUUUGAUAUUGUCGUACAUUACCCGUUUCAUUUCCGCGAACACGAACGCUGCUGGUGCCUGGACGAUAGCGGACAAAGCCGCCUUCUGGACUCUCCUAGAUACCGAGUUUCUUCCCCUGAACGAUAAAUACGACGCAAUGAAGGCGCUUGAACGUCUUAAACAAAACAAUCUACCCGCGCAAUCGUUCUACAAUGAAUGGGAGGAUCUCAUGACCAGAUCAGGAGAAGAUAGAACGGCGCAGAUCUGGAUGUCGACACUACUCCAAGCCUUAAACCCGUACCUAGUCGGACAAGUCUUCAAUUCCGGAGUCAUUCCGGCCGACUACAACGCUUGGAAGACGCGC